Molecule: messenger RNA, 834 nt
Organism: Aspergillus calidoustus
Lineage: Eukaryota; Fungi; Ascomycota; Eurotiomycetes; Eurotiales; Aspergillaceae
Source: the annotation of a GenBank genome assembly
AUGCCGCCCAUCAUCCACUGCGUCCGCCACGCUCAGGGCCUUCACAACCUCUGCACUGAAAACCACGUCAUCCCCGAUCCCCUCCUCACUGAUCUCGGAAAUACGCAAUGCGAAAAACUAAGAGACAGCUUCCCCCGUCAUGAUAAAAUCGACCUUGUCGUUGCCUCGCCGCUUCGCCGAACCAUGUACACGGCCCUGCAGAGCUUCGAGCCCGUCUUUAAAGCCAACCCGAACAUGAAAUUGAUCUUGCUGCCGGAUAUCCAGGAGACGAGUGAUGUUCCUUGCGAUACGGGUACCGAUCCGGCGCUGCUACAAAAAGAGAUUGAUGAGAAGGGACUGCCUGUUGAUGCUAGCCUAGUACAUGACGGGUGGAAUGACAAGACCAGCGGCCGCUACGCACCCACUAACCACGCGAUUGGAAACCGUGCGCGCGAUGCCCGACGCUGGCUAAAGGCCCGACCGGAGAAAGAGAUUGUCAUGGUUUCGCAUGGCGGUGUUUUACACUACUUUUCUGAGGAUUGGGAAGACAGCAGCCAAUACCAGGGAACCGGCUGGCUAAACACGGAAUACCGCACAUACACCUUCUCAGACAAGAUCGAUCUUGACGACUUAGAAGGCAACAAGCUCAACGAGGACAACGCUACAUUAGUGGAGACUAUCGAAUCGCGCACUCGCCGCGGGAAAGAAGGGCCCAUGGCUGAUCGUGAGCAGCAAAAAGUCUACUAUAGACAAGGCGUGCAGGGCUGGGAUGACCAAGGACUGCAGCUUAGCACAGCCGAUCGGGAGGCUGCCAAGGUACCACAGGGGAAGGAGGUAGAUGGUGUGAGAGUAUAG